Molecule: messenger RNA, 2163 nt
Organism: Guyanagaster necrorhizus
Lineage: Eukaryota; Fungi; Basidiomycota; Agaricomycetes; Agaricales; Physalacriaceae
Product: acetyl-CoA synthetase-like protein
Exons: 21
Coding region: 301-2004 (567 amino acids)
Biological process (GO): secondary metabolic process
Molecular function (GO): CoA-ligase activity
Source: RefSeq, a predicted model, not a curated record
GGAAUUAAACUUGUAUUUCUUCCAGACAUACAGCAGGACUGGCGGCAAUCGGCUUAAACGCACACCCUCGAAAUCGUACCUAAACGGUGAUCCCAUCAGCAGAGCACUCCAGACGUGAUGAGGAUUUGGGGAUGUCCAACCUAGCCAGGCGCGUACCCAAGGAGCCGGUGGGACGAAAGAACGUGUGUGCCGAGUAUUCCGGAGCACCUUGCGGGUGACAUGAUACGUAACGUUCAAUGAGUUCAAAAGAGUUUAAAUCAUGAUGAUCAUGAUGGCCCGUCAAUACGGUUCAAUGCCCGAAUGACUUUUUUAAUUGUAGAUCAGCUAUAUAUCAUUCAAUGGCACACUCGAGAUGGUUAUUUUUCACCCAUCAUGACGGACAGUGAAACCUGGACCCCGCGCUGCUCUAUUGAGGAGGCCGAUAGAAUACUCACAACACCAGGAAACUUGCUCGAAAUUGAAACUCGCAUCAUUGACGGAAGGGUCUUGAAAGUCUGGAAGAAUCUCUGGCCAUCCCUACGGCACCUCUUUUUGCAUUCGACUAAAGAGCACGCCGACAAAACUUGUAUUGUAUAUGAGAAAGAGCGUUACACCUUCCGAGAUAUAUUGGAUAAGGCGGUCAAAUGCGCAGCCAUCUUCAAGGAUUUGUACGGCAUUAAGAAAGGUGAUCGAGUAGUCAUCUGCUCUCACAAUUGUCCAAAUUACUUGGUUGUAUUUUGGGCUUGCCAUCUUCUGGGCGCUGUUACCGCCUUUGUGAACAUAUCGUUGCCAUUGGAGCCGCUCCGACACUGUGUCACGCUCACAAAAUGUGCGCUGAUCGUCCUCGACACCGAGCGAGCCGACGGGAUCGAAUCGAUCGGUGCUGACCUUAUGCUCGCAUCCGGUGCGUCAGGAUAUCUCGUACUCGAGGAUCACGAGGGAAAAGGCUACUGGGAAGGCAUGGAUAUUUGGAGCACGGUCUUCGCCGGAUAUCGAGCUCCCAAAGAAAUUGACGAUCCUCAAAUCUCACCUGAAGAUGAUGCAACAAUAACUUUUACGUCGGGCACUACUGGCUUACCCAAGGGUGUAUUGAGCUCACAACGCGCGUUCUUGACUCCUCUCUUCGAUUUGAUUUCGUUGGCAGGGAGAGACUGUGUUCGACGAGGGCUGCUGUCGCAGACUCCUCUAAUCCUCUCAGCUGUGACGUGCGCUCUUCAAGGACACAAGGUUGUUCUAACACGCACAUGGAAUAUACAUGAAGUUGUAGAACUCUGUCAAGCAGAAAAUAUCAUUCGGCUCGGCGGGCCGCCCUCAAUCAUUAGAGUGCUCGCUGAGAGUGCGAUAUCUAGAACUUCGAUAAAACAUAUUCUAUGCGGAGGUGCUCCACUCGCAGCGUCUCACCUUCGGAGGUUUAAACAAGCAUUUCCUCGUGCCACAUUUGUACAACUAUAUGGUCUGACUGAGAUGAAUGCUGCCGCAGCAGGCUUCGCCGGAUCGGAUUAUGAUGCAAAGCCAGAUAGCUGUGGUUGGGUGUUUCCUGUCGGUGAGGUUAUGAUAAUGAAAGAUGAUGUCAAAGCCGCACCUGGAGUCCUGGGAGAGAUUUGGCUUCGCGGUCCAAAUGUGAUGAAAGGAUAUUAUGGCGAUAAAGCUGCUACUGAUAAGGUCCUUACUAAAGAUGGAUGGCUGAUGACCGGUGAUCUUGGACGGAUGGAUGAAGACGGAUGUGUUUAUAUCACGGACAGGAUCAAGGAUAUCGUCAUCAGGGAUGGUUAUAGCGUUGAUUCCGUUUUUGUCGAGAACACCCUGUACACCGAACCGGGUGUAUUGGAAACGGCGGUAGUCGGUGUACCUGACGAGCACGCCGGGGAGUUGCCUGUAGCGUUGGUUACCCUCAGACCUGCAUAUAACGGAUUGAUCGAUGAGGAGAAACUCAUAGCGACUGCGAAGAAAUUGUUACCCUCAUAUGCGAUUCCGGUGAUGAUUAUUCUGCAUGAUCGCAAUUUCGGUGAGUAUCUUAUUGCGUAACCGAAGACGUUUUGAAUGAGAAUUGGCACAGAUCACACAAACUCUGGGAAGAUUAUCAAAGCACCAUUGCGGGGUAUAGCCCAGAGGGAGUGGGCAAGGAGGACACAGGAAAAGUAGAGGCGAAGCUUAUUGUCGCUUUGGUCCUCAUCUUUCCAAAAA